Messenger RNA from Talaromyces proteolyticus, 1581 nucleotides. RefSeq names its product oleate hydratase. The transcript has 2 exons. NCBI's taxonomy places the organism in Eukaryota, Fungi, Ascomycota, Eurotiomycetes, Eurotiales, Trichocomaceae. Gene Ontology annotation, molecular function: oleate hydratase activity; FAD binding. Bases 1 to 1581 code for a protein of 526 amino acids. Gene Ontology annotation, biological process: fatty acid metabolic process. The record is from RefSeq and is a predicted model, not a curated record.
AUGACAGACAGUAUUGACAAGAACCAGUCCGACAUUUGGCUUGUAGGGGGAGGGAUUGCCUCCCUCGCCGCUGCCGUGUUCCUGAUUAACGAUUCUGAUGUUUCUGCCAAUAUCCAUAUUUUCGACAUCCACCCUUCUCCAGGUGGAGGGCUGAUCAGCUAUGGUGAUGACUCCACUGGAUACGUUGUGCACGGUGGGCAGCGCCUCUCCUAUCAUGAUAGUUGCGUAGAGAAACUAUUGUCUCAGGUCCCUGGAAUCGAAGUUGGUGCGUUGCCCUGGAAGAAGCGUCGCAAGCACCAAACCCCUGAGGAAAAGUCUCGGGCUGCAAAUUUAAUCCGUGCUGUCAUCCCGGGCGGAUCUGGCCUUGAGACGUUGGACUCUCAAGAUCUCGGGCUCACUCUCCAUCAUCGCUUGGAAUUGAUCCGUGUGGUUGUUGAGUCAGAUCAUGAGUUGGGCAAUAAGACCAUUGCGGAUGUGUUCUCCGAAGAAUUUUUCCAGACUAAUUUCUGGAUGAUAUGGUCAACUACUUUUGCCUUCCAACCCCAGCACAGUGCAGUGGAACUACGGCGGCACCUCCAUAGAUACCUUCACGACAUUAUCAAUCGCGACCUCCUAAGCGGUCCCAUUGACAUGCACUACUCGGUUUAUGAGUCGAUAGUUGAGCCUAUUACCCAAUACCUUAAAUCACAAAAUGUCGACUUCCGUCUCGGGGAUCGUGUCAUAGACCUCUUAGCCUAUCCAGAUAGCGACCCAACUACAUUUUCCGAAAUUAAAUAUCUCGACACUGAUGGAUCAGAGAAGAUCAUCAUACUAGAUCCUACCGAUCUAGUCUUUGUCACUCUUGGGGCUAUGGGAGGUGGAAGUGCUCUGGGAUCGAACACAGUUUCUCCUACGCUACCCCGCUCCCCAGAUGUCAAUAAUGAAUGGUCCUUGUGGUUCAAGUUAGCAGAAAAAUCCGCCAAGUUUGGCGAUCCGUCCAAUUUCUUCCCUGCAAAAAGCGACUCGUUAUUGGAGACAUUCACAGUUACUCUCAAGGACGACACCUUUUUUGACCGAAUCGUUGAGUUGACGCAGAAUGAUCCGGGCACUCAACCAAUCCUAUCGUUACCUAGUAGCAACUGGUUUUUUAAUAUCAGUAUCCCUCGUCAGCCCGUCUUUCACAACCAACCCAACACUGUCAACGUAUUUUGGGGCUGGGCUUUAUACCCAGAAGCCCUAGGGGACUUUGUCAAAAAGCCUAUGCUUUCAUGCACUGGAUCUGAGGUAAUGGAAGAGCUACUUGGGCAUCUAGACUUCCCAAAAACCGUACUCGCCAACUCGAUAACGAUCCCUUGUAUAAACGCCUAUGCCAUGUCACCACUGAGGGUUCGACAUUACAAUGACCGUCCUCUGGUCAUCCCCGCAUAUUCGACCAACAUGGCAUUUUUAGGCCAGUUUGUUGAAAUGGAAGAUGAACCUACCGGGAAUAUUGAGUACAGUGUGCGAAGCGCCCAGCUGGCGGUGGAUCACUUUACGCGGGGUAAUAAUUGCCCGCCGUCGCGAAAGAGUUAUCUUACGGAAAUUCUCGACGUACUUAAGUAA